AUGAAUGAAAUUAUAACUAAACAAAUAACAAAUUAUUUAAGAAAGGAACUGACACAAGAGUUAUUUGACCAAUUUUCGGGAAUUCUGUUUGGUUUUGCAUCACAUUUCCCACAAAAAACUUAUGAAACAGUUUUAUUGGAAUCAUUUGCUCAACUUUCGAAGGCAUCUAUAUCCGAAAAGCAGAUGAAAUUCAUAUUUAUGAUCAUUAAUGAUGCUAUCUCCUUAUUUAACGAAAAAGAAUUUUUUUUCGACAUUUCACUUUCGUGUUUAAACAAGAUAUCAUUUUUUCCAAAGAAAGUAUUCACAUCGAUAUCAUUAGAAAAUGCGUUAAAUCUUCUUAUACCCGCUUGUUACUCAAAUCAUUCUGCAAUUUCAAUUGAAUACAUGAAGAGCAAAUUAAUACCACGUGUUUCUAGUAUAAGGAACUUACGUUUAUCGGACUUUCUUUUAUCCAAAUUAGAAGAUUUACAAAUUGAAAAUAAUAAAAUUACACAGAAACUUAAUACGACUACAAGAUCUCUUAUUAUACUAAAUAACCUUGAUUUCAACUCAAUUUCACUACUUGAUAUCGUUAGCGAAUAUGAUCAUCAUCAAUUAACAAAAAUUGAAACGAUUUUAGAUAUUAAAAGCAUGGUAUACGAGUUUAAUCCAGGAUUACUACUUAUUGCUUUAUCAUAUAAUCGAGAUUUUUCAUCAUAUAUUCAAUCUUUACCUGAAAUCGAAAAUAUUUUACAUGAAAUCCUUGAUUUUAUUAAGAAACAAUCAAGUGUACAAGAUAUAUAUGAUGAUUUAGAUACUCCUGAGCUAUCAAGACUCAAUGAUUCCAGUUUUUCAAAUUUGUCAUUAUUUUUAUUUUCUUUAAACUCAAACAGAUACGAGACAAACUUCUUAUUAAAGAAAUGGAAUCAUCCUGAAGCCCAAUUUGCCUACCUAUCUUACAUUGCGAGGUCAGAAAAUCCAAAUUAUUUAUUUAAUAACUGUUUCUGUUGGGAUUCACCAGAAUUUGUUACAAUAAUUUUAGACUUUUAUUCAAUAAAUCCUCAGAAAGCUCGAGAACUCCUCAAUUUCUGCGGAAAUUCUCAUUCAUCAAAAAUAAUUUUUACUCUGAUGAAGAUGCACUCAAAUGAUACAGCAGCAAUUGAUGUAUUACUACCAUACUUAUAUACACAAGAGCAAGAUAACAACAAAAUCCAAGAAUUAUGGGAAUUUGAUCCGAAACAAAUGAAAAACUUUGGUUACUUAUAUGCAAAGGGCAACAUCAACCUUAUGCAAGUAUUAGUAUCAAAAACACCAAGGUCAAAGAUCUCAAUUUUGUUAAAUCAAAAAGAUAUGAAUUUUUCAAUUCAACUUGCAUCAGUUUCGAUCUGGAAUCAGUUAAUACAACCACAGGAAUACAUGGAAAUGAUAAUAGAUGAAGGAAGAUUGGACGAAUUUUUGGAUUAUUUUGAUAUCUCAAUUUUUUCUUUCCAAGAAGAAAUAAUUUAUCUAUUUUUCUUAAAGAUGCAAAACGAGUUUUCAACUUUCACUAAGCAAUUGAGACAAAAAGUAAUAGAUAAAUAUAAUUCUUUAAUUCAAAAGAAACCAAGCUUAGAAAAGAUCGAUUUUAGUUACAAAACAUGCAAAGUAACAGAAUCAAUGCGUAAAGCAGUUGAAGAAAUCUUGAAUCCUUAUAUGAAAGGAGAAACUGGUUCUCAUAAUAUUAUUGAAAAAAUUAAGAAGUCUGAAAAAGAUGAUAGACAAUUUUAUGAAUAUAUGAUGUUCCUGAUUACGAAUGAGCUAAAAUACAUCAAUUCUCAUGAAGAACAAGAAAAUUUGUUAUUAAUUAAGUUAAUUAUUGAUUUGAUCAAAGCUAAACUUGUUGAAGAGAUCCACAUAACAUAUAUAUUUGAUUUCAUAACUGAAAGCCUCAAAAAUUCAACAAAUUUUGAUUUUGCAUGCAAUUUCGUGAAGAAUUUCAUGAAUUUAAUGGAUUCUUUUUGUUUCUUUGCAGCUUCUCUGCUACAAAUUGACAAUUUUGCUGCAAAAAAUCCUGAAUUAUACAAUAAAUUGUCAAAAAAGAUAGAUUCUUUUGCAUUCCAAGAGUUCAUUGAAACAAUGGAAGGAAUCUCAAUGUCAAAGUAUGUUUCCGCAUUCAGUACAAUCAAAGUUCCUUCAACAAAAAUUGUUAGAUCGAUUCAACAGCUUAUUGAUUCGAAUUCGAUACAAUCUGUACUAGAAAAACACACCAACCAAACAAAUUACAUAGCUUUACAGAUAGUUCAAGCGAUUUCGGAGCAUCCAAACAAAUUAGAUUCUUUAUCUAAGUCUGUACUUCAAAAUAACUUUGAAAGACCUGUUUGUUAUGCUAUAUCAUACACAGUAACAACAAUAAUAAUGGAAAACAAUCAAUUCGAUUCGAUUCUUCAGUCAAAAUUAAUUUUAUUAGGAAAAUUUUUAGGAAUUUUGACAUUAAUGCAGACCAAAUGCGUUACAAACAACAUUCUUAACAUAAAAGAGCUCAUUUUCUAUUGCCUAAGUGUUGGAAAGUUGUAUCCUUGUAUUUCUUUUAUUUUGUCACUUUUUUAUGAAUCAUCCAAGUUUUUCUAUCCUCCAAAUCCAUUCACAAGUGGAAUUCUACAGAUCCUGGCAUCGAUUGCUGCCAUUCCCGGUAUCAAAGGUUCAAUAAAAUUCAGAGUUAUGUCACUUUUGAAUCAUUUCGGAACAAACUUAGAAAAUAUAAACCAAUUUUUGGAUCUUUUUCCAGACAAAGUUUCUCAAAAUUCUGAUUUUUCAAUCAAACCGUUUUCACUACAAAAGAUGUUCACAGAGAGCCAAAUAAACAGGAUUUGCGACUACGACCAAAACUUAUUGUUUUCUUUGAUUGAAGGAAACUUAGUUUUUCCUGACUUGAAAAAUAAUUUUUACAAAAUAAAAUCAAAAAUUAUUUUGUCACUUUUUGAUCUAAUAAAAAGUGACAGUCAAAAUAUAUCAGAUACAAUAACACAAACGGUUAAAGAGCAAAUCACCAUUGACAUGAAACAAGUGAAAUCAAAAACAAAACUGUUAAAUAUGGCUUAUUAUACAACAGAAUUGUUUUCUGCAUCAUUUGUCACGUUUCCUUUUUAUUUCUCAUUCAAAACUGUUUUCCUCAAAAUUCUUAAAGAUAUUUUUAAAGAGGAAAAAAGUGAUAUGACUGAGUGGUCACUUCACUUUUGUAAUAUUAACAAUGAAUGGGUAACAAACAUUGUUAAAGAGAUUUCUCACAACAAAUCAUUCAAAAACGUAAGAGAAAUUUGUAAAAUUGAUGAAAUAAUUGAAUCAAAAAGUGACAAAAAUGUAAUUUAUACGUUAGAAUCUGAUUCAAGAACCAAAAAUUGUUAUUUCAUUAAAAAUGACAUAAGUGAAGUGACAAAUCAGAAUUUUGACACAAAUUUGAACGAUUAUUUGUCAAAAGUUAUCAAUGAAGCGAAAACUGAAUCAAAUAAUCAUAUUAGAAGUUUAACAGAUAUUGACAGAUUUUCUGAAUUGUCACUUUUACUCCAAAACAUUCCAAAAAUUGAAGAAAAUGAAAAUCUUGAAAAAAUUUCAACAAAAUUGAAUACUAUUUUCGGUUAUUUUACAAAUACAAAUUCUGUAUUUGAGAAUGAAAUAUUAUGUUUAAUUUUAUCUAAUUUAUUUGAGAAAAAGAACAAAUAUGAAGAAGUUUAUGACAAAACAGCAAAAUUUAUUAAAUCUGUUUUAGUUCCUCCUUCUUUUAUUGAAAUAGCUAUUAGAUGCAAUUUAAUAACAAUAGAAAAAGUUGAUUUUACAUUCACAGAAAUUUUGAAUUCGACGGUUUUGACACCACAAUUUUCUCAGAUGAUUUCUAAUUUUAUUGAAUAUUUCUGCAUCAACAAAAACUAUUUUAAUAUUUCUUGCUUUUUACAAACAGUUAUUUUGAUAAUUUUUUAUCCACAAAGUGAAGAAUUUUCUUUGUCAGAAAAAAUUUAUCAAAAAUUCUUUGAUUUACAAAAUUUGUCACUUUUACAGAAUUCAAAUCAAAAUGUAAUAAAUCUAGAAAACAAUUUAGAUGUUAAUAAUCUUUUAGAUGUACAGAAUUCUUUGUCAAGGUUUGAACAUUCAUUAACAACUCAAAAUGAAACACAAAUUGUCAGAUCAUUGAAAACAUGUUUGAAAUCACCGAGAGAUUUCUUUAUUUAUUUGAUUUCAAGAGGUAAUAUCACUCUAUUAAAGAAAACAAUGAUAUCUAUACAGAGUUUUCUUGAUUUUAAUAAUUAUAUUGACCCAUUAAUGAACUCUCUUUUUGUUUUAUGUUCAAAUUCAAAUGACAAAAACAUCAAAAAAUCUUUUGUCUAUUUGAUAAAACUCUGUUCAAAUGAACCAUCAAACUUAGCAUGUUUAGUUAAUUUAUUACAUGAUUUAAGACCUCUUUCCAAUCCAAAAUUUACUUUUAUUUGGUUUGAUUUGGUUUCAGAUCCAAAUUUAGUUAUUUCUCUUGCAACAGCAACUUAUUCAUGGCCUUUGCUGCAAUUGUUAAUUUGUGAUAUGCUUUCUUGUGUUAUUUAUUUGUCGGAAUUCAACAAACCUCCAACAUUUCAGAUUUUAUAUCGAAGUUUGUUGAGAUUUGUAUUGAUUUUGCUCCACGAUUUCCCUGAUUUCAUGUCAAGUUCUGCUUCUAUUUUCUGCAAUUUGUUGCCAUUUAAUUUCUCGCAAUUGAGGAAUUUAAUUCUUUGUGCUGCUUCAAAUGGUGUUUUAAUGAUUUCUCCAUCGAAAAUCGAUAUGAAAAUCGACAAAAUCCCUGAUGUCCAUCAGAUAUCGUAUCCAUUAAGUCCUGCAUUGCAGUAUUUGACGAAAGACAUUGCGAAUAUUCUAGAGAAAAUGAUUGAUAAACAAAAUAAAAAUGAAAGCGAACAAGAUUCGGAACAAAUCGAUGUAAAAGACUUAGAAACAAUCAAAGUUUAUGUAACAAACAACAAGAAAAUGAUUGCAAAAGUCAUUGAUAGUUGUUUCGAAUUGACUUUCUCGCCAAGACAAGGAUCAGCUCCAAGAUGUCAUUUCAAGAAUUUACCAAUAUUUAAUUUGAUUUUUUAUCUUUUAGUUUCAUGUGACAUUGAAACAUCAAAUUACAUAAUAGAAGUGUUGUGUGAUUUGUUAAGAUAUCCAAGCAGAAAUUCUCAUUUCUUUGCAAAGUUAAUUGUUGAAAUUUUCUCAAUGAAUGCAGUGACAAUUGAAGGAUAUAAUCUGAAGGAAUUGAUUGCAUCAGUUGUGAUAAGGAGAUCUCCUUACUCUCCUCUUCCUUGGGGAUUACAAGUUGUCUUACUCGAAUUGUUAACAAACAGAGAUCUUGGUUUAUGGGAACUUCCUUCAGUUCAUUCUUCUGAUAAAAUCAGAGUAUUUUUGAGAUCUAUUUUAGUUUCUAUAUUAUAA
Molecule: messenger RNA, 5406 nt
Organism: Trichomonas vaginalis G3
Lineage: Eukaryota; Parabasalia; Trichomonadida; Trichomonadidae
Product: nuclear-transcribed mRNA catabolic process, deadenylation-dependent decay
Exons: 1
Coding region: 1-5406 (1801 amino acids)
Biological process (GO): nuclear-transcribed mRNA catabolic process, deadenylation-dependent decay
Cellular component (GO): CCR4-NOT core complex; P-body
Molecular function (GO): molecular adaptor activity
Source: RefSeq, a predicted model, not a curated record